Molecule: messenger RNA, 196 nt
Organism: Racocetra fulgida
Lineage: Eukaryota; Fungi; Glomeromycota; Glomeromycetes; Diversisporales; Gigasporaceae
Source: the annotation of a GenBank genome assembly
UAUCAACGUCAUACAAAGGCUCCAAGUCGGAAUCUCAAAAAAAGACAGGUGAUAGAUCAAAAGGAAUUACCUGGAGAAGAGAUAAAAAAUCAAAAUACAAAUAUGAGCUGUACAUUAGAUUCAACUUACAUAGUUACUUCAGGACAUUGCGCUGAUCUGGACCAUCAAUUUUCUUAUAAAGGAAAAGUAAUUGGUA